AUAUAACCUGCAAUUCAUGCCAGAUUUCAUGGUUCCGAACAAUCCGCCGGGGUCAAUCCGCACUGAUUGGCUGUUUGACAUCGUUUUCAAAAAUUUUCGCGAGAAUCUUUUCAAGGGGGAGAGUAGUGGUUACUCUGCAGCUCUGGAAGAAGGUGCAACGGCGUGGGCGAACGUCACAGAUAAAGAGAAACUCUUAUCGACGGCAGAAAAGAAAGAAAAACUCGGCGACGCCGACGGCGACAUACGAACGGCCUUUCUCGAUGAAGAUAGACAAGCCCGCGAAAAAGCCAGUACGGUCGCGGUCGUUGGGCAGAAUUUGCAGAGUCAUCGAAGGACGAAAAGGAAAAAGUUGAGGAGAGCUGCGUCUUCCAUUACCUUAUCUGCAGAAGCAGAGGCGACUGACGCCGGAGAGGAAAAUAAUAAGCAGCACGAUCAAGAGCAGCAAAGCGAAUUCCAGGGUCGCGCGAAUGACGAUGAUGGGGCCGCCACGGACGGUGGGGCUAGUACGGAAAAGUCUGCCGGUGGUACCGGAAAAACUUUCUUCGACUUUUUGCUUUUCCAGGAGGUCUGGGGCUUUCACUGGGACAUGGAAACCGCGGUUGGUCUGCGAACCCGGCUGCUCAAGGAGAGGGAGAUCGACUGUUCCCCGGUGCACUUUGGCAUGCGGGUAAAUCCCGCGGGCAUGAACUCGGGCCUGCUGUCCUGCUACAACACAAACGAGUUUACUCUGCUAUCCGAAUUCAAGUUUUCGGAUGCCCCGUUGGAGGUACAGUUUUCGACGGAGAACGCCAUUGGCACUGCGUCGCAGCAUCCCGACGACUCCGGCUGGCGAGUGGGCGCCUGGGCGAAGCGGCCGGACCUCACGUUGGACGUCCAACACGCGGGGUUUUUCUUCCCGGUCUACGACUAUUUGUUCUGGGGCUUUUUCUUCGGUUUCCUGACGAUCGUCCUGGUCGCUUCGGACAGUUGGCUUUUUCUCUGCGGGGACGCGAAGCAAGCAGCCAGAGACACCGUCGCCGCGGACAUUGCGACAAGGAGCUCACAGCUCAGUACCGCAGAAGAAAAUGAACAUCAUCCUCUGCGAGCAGACGACCCGGAAGAGGUAGAAUUUGCUAUGACGGACGAACGCGACAAAAAAGGCAUUGUGGGCUUCCUGUCGAUCUACGACCAUAGUGUCGUCCUCGGAUACUUGUUGCGAUUGAUGCUCGUGGUUGUCAGUGUGAACUUUUUCUUCUUGCUCUUCGGGCCGUCAGCAGCCAAGAUCAUCGACGGCGAGCUGCUGGGUUUGGUGUUUGCCGCCGUGGACUACAUGCGCGAUGGAAAACUCGGCCUUCGCCAUUUGGUAGUAGGGUUCCUUCACGUAUUCUCCAUAUGCACCAUCGUAGCAUUGGUGUUCUCUACCCACAAGGAAGCGGGAGCACCUUCGAAGGGAACGGCUGGAGAACAGGGCCAGAACGGCGAAGCGGCCAGUUCUCUUGAUACGAAGAUGAAGGAGCCCGAGCCACAACCAGACGAAGUGAGUGGAAAAAUUGACGAUGUUGAAAAUAAGCGUGGUCUACAACUACAGGGCGAUAGAAAUAGUGAUACAGCGCCUCAUUCAAAUACCGACAAUCAAUCGAAGACCGCGAGUAGUUACGCCCCAGCACGGCCCGCCAAGAACGUGCAUCUCCGGGCAUGCAAAUACGUUUUGGCUUUCUACGCGCUUCUUGCAGGCACCGCUCUCCUUUCCGCAGGGUUUUCGUUUCGUUUCGUGUGGUGGCCCGAGCCGGCGCUUGACUCGUCUCUGGCACCCGACGCGAGUACUGGUUGGUUGUACCAUCGGUAUUCGGAGGUGGCGGGCGACGACACCAUAAGUGCCAAGGGCGUCGUCGCCGGAGUGUUGCAGAAAAAGCAAACGCAGCAGACCUUCGUGCUGUUCAACACGCACGUGCAGGCCAUCCCGGAUAGCGGCGCGAUUUUCCAGCGACAGUUCGGCGCGAAUCUCACCUCGGAGGAGUUGCAUCGCGCGAAGAUGCCCGCCGACCAACCGGGUUUGUUGGAGGAGGACGAAAAAAAGCAUUUCAGGAUUCUGAUCCACCAGUACAAAUCCCUCGCCCUGUUCAUGGAUGCGGUGGUGAAGCAGGCGCGGCAGCAGUACGGUCCCGAUGUCCACGUUGUCAUUGGCGGCGACCUCAACUUCCACGCACCGAAUUUGUACUACGCCGACACGGUUGCGCGGAUCUUUGGGCAACCGCGACUGCAGCACACGCCGGUGAACAGCUACUUCGAAACAGAUUUUCUGUCUCCCUUUUCCUGGACCGACGGGGCGGAUGCCUUGCGAAUGGUGACAGGUAUGCAGCCUUUAAUUGCGGAAAAAGUGUUUGGAACCCAGCAGCCAUUGCUGAGUCCCGCCUGCGUGAACAAUCCGGCCAUGGCGGACCGGGAGUACGAUAUAGACGAGAAGACCGGUGUUUUCCCACUAAACACGCUGCAAGACGUACAGGCAAAAAAACUCGACGUGGAGAAUGUUUGCGCCGGCACCGGAGCCGCCAAGAUCGCCUGGGACAGUGAAGCGGAAGCCUUCGGACAGACUGCGGCAAUGCUGGACACCGCAAAUUUUGACCAGAUAGCUGUGUUCCCCUGGCCACACUACAAAAGUAGCAAUGAGACGGCGAGUGGUGGAGCGUCGUGGACAGAGGCAUCUUCAAAGAACUCUUCGUACUCGGAAGCUGUUGCUACUAGUGUUGAACAAGAACAGAAGAUCUUGAAAACAAGUAGUGUUGCCGAAGGAGCGCAGCAAGAAAGUGAGAGUGGAGAAGGCCAGGUCUCUACUACAGCGAGCGGUUCCUUGAACAAGAGGUAUUAUCGCACAGUGAGGACUUGGGUCCCAUGGUCAGAGCUUGUCGAAAGCGGCACGGAAAACUUUGCAAAAGUGUCCGACCACUUUCCCGUCGUCAGUAUUGCGGUAGCGGAGGAUGUCCCGCCCCCUCGAGCGGCAGAACUUUCCGAAACGGCGGAGCAGCGCACAACGCGACUGCAAAACGAGGAGCGAGCCGCACGGGUGACCGGCGACAAGCAAUUACAGAAAUGGAUCUCGUUGUUGCCAAUGCUUCUCAUCCUCGCUGGUCUCCUCGUCUUGCUGCCGGGAAUCCUCAUUACAGCGAAACACCUCGUCACCGAUAGAAAGAAAGAAAUAGUGGAAGACGAGCAGGGGGGCGAGAGGAGGUCAUUUGUAGAACGCGGAGCCACUCCUGUUCCUCCUGCAACGCCUCAAGGUGAAGGGGCGGAACCGGAGCGCUUUCAUUCCGCUGUCAGUGCUGCGGAUAUAUGAUGAGUGUCUCGUGACCAGGCUAGCUAAAUCCAUCGUUCACGACUCGC
Amoebophrya sp. A120 is the source of this 3357-nucleotide messenger RNA. Lineage: Eukaryota; Dinophyceae; Syndiniales; Amoebophryaceae. The record is from the annotation of a GenBank genome assembly.